Molecule: messenger RNA, 6812 nt
Organism: Xiphophorus couchianus (Monterrey platyfish)
Lineage: Eukaryota; Metazoa; Chordata; Actinopteri; Cyprinodontiformes; Poeciliidae
Gene: gba3
Product: glucosidase, beta, acid 3
Exons: 5
Coding region: 176-1429 (417 amino acids)
Biological process (GO): carbohydrate metabolic process; glycosylceramide catabolic process
Cellular component (GO): cytosol
Molecular function (GO): beta-galactosidase activity; glycosylceramidase activity
Source: RefSeq, a predicted model, not a curated record
CACAGAGCUCUUCCUGUGACAAAAACGACUGCAUUGUCCGAUUGAGACCAGUAUGGUAUUCUCCAACAGACAAUGAAGGAUAUACGACACCUUUCUACGUAUAUUACUGAAAGAUAUAUUCGGUUUUAAACUAUAUAAACCAGCGAAAUAGAGAGAGUACGGCAGCUAAGAAAACAUGUUCCCGCGAGACUUUGCGUGGGGAGCGGCAACAUCUGCGUACCAAAUAGAAGGUGGAUGGCAAACUGAUGGAAAGGGACCAAGCAUUUGGGACACAUUUUGUCAUGAAAAAGGUCGAGUUUUUGGAAAUCAAAAUGGAGAUGUGGCCUGUAACAGCUAUGAGCUGUGGGAGAAAGACCUGGAAUGCAUCCAACAGCUUGGCCUGACGCACUAUCGCCUGUCUCUGUCUUGGGCACGCCUCCUGCCUGAUGGGACAACGCGAAAUGUCAACCAGAGAGGUGUGCAGUACUAUAACAGAGUGAUAGAUGACUUGCUGGCAUGCAAUAUAUCCCCAAUGGUCACUCUGUACCACUUUGACCUGCCCCAAGCAAUUCAAGACCUUGGAGGAUGGAAAUCACCUGGUAUAGCAACUCUCUUCGAUAACUACGCCAAGUUUUGCUUCCAGACGUUUGGGGAUCGGGUCAAACUCUGGAUCACCAUCAAUGAGCCACAAGUUUGUGCCAAACUAGGUCACGAAGUUGGUAUCCAUGCCCCGGGGCUGAAAGAAAAAGGCACCGCUGCUUACCUGGUGGGGCACAACAUGCUGCGAGCUCACGCCAUGGCUUGGCACAGCUACAACUCCACGUACAGGAUAACACAGAAUGGUGCAGUGUCUUUGGCCCUCAACAGCGACUGGCUUGAGCCUUUAGAGCCAGGUUGUAGUGAGGACGUCACCUCUGCUGAACGUGACCUCAUCUUCACUCUGGGGUGGUUUGCCUGGCCUGUGUUUGUUACCGGAGAUUAUCCAGAAUUGAUGAGAUUUUCCAUAGAAACUCAGUCCAAGAUGAUGGGAUACAGUGAUGACUUGAGGCUCCCCAGGUUUUCAAUCGAUGACCCUCCCAUUUUAGGAACUGCUGACUUCUUUGCACUGAACUAUUACACAUCCCGGAAGGUCAAGUCAGGCGGAUGCAACGAUCAGAUGUUGAGUAUGAAGAGGGACUUGGAUGCAGAAGAGAUUUUAGAUCCAUCCUGGCCCAUUUGUGGGGUGUCAUGGUUGGCUGUUGUCCCAAAUGGCUUAAGGAAACUUCUUAAAUAUAUAAAGGAUGUCUUCAACAACCCGACAAUCUACAUUACGGAGAAUGGUUUCGCUCAGGUCGGCCGGCUGCAAAUUGAGGAUGUUGAACGAUGCAAGUUUUACAAAAGCACCAUUUUGGAAGUGGCUAAAGCUGGAGGCCAUUUUCCUCGCAUCCUGAAUUUGUGCCCCCACCACUAACAGCACAUUAUACAAGUGGAUAAACGCCUUACAGUGGCACAGCCGACACUUCGGAGCGCUGUCGCCACUUCCUGCAGUGGUGUAAGAAGCAUGACAUUGGAGUUAUAAGAAGAUGCUGUGGGAGAGAGACCUUUUCGUGAUUGAUGGAUUUUGGUGGCAGAGACAAAACUGAGGGGGGGUUUAAAGCUACCAGGCCUCGAAGACCUAAUGCCAGUCCCAUACUGAGAGCCUUGUAGAAGCAGAGAGAAUAAACAGAAAGGAAGACAAUUUAAGUCCUUUGUUUUAAGUCCCCUCCCUCAGGGAGAGCAGAUGACCCUGCUAAUGACUGUCAAAACUCCCAACUCCCUUGAGUGUGAUGGUGCUGCGCUGUGGGAGGGGGUUCACAGACCUGCCUGAAAAAUUGAAAGCUCCUGGAAUAUUCAGCCCUCCUUGGGCGCUCCGCUGGGGGUGCAGAUUCAGAGAUUGGUAUUCUGGGUGGGAAAUGUGCAUGGAGGGUAAACUCAGCAGUGAUAGCGAUGGAGAACCCCCCCUCUGAGCGGUGUGUGUGUGUGUGUGUGUGUGUUGUGGUGACCAUUCAUCCUAAUGCUGUGUAUCAUGGGAAAACUUCAGGAGCGUAUAUGCGUGCAAAAGCAGGGAAGCAACUUUAUAAAACCUUUAGAGCUGAGGUGACCAUACCUAUUAGAUUGGAUGGUUAACAGAUUUGGACGCAAGCAGAGAGACUCAUGGCGUGGACAUACCUCCAUGCUCCCAAAACCCAAACAGAGAAAAUCAUCAAUAAAGACUAAAAUUUUCAUAAAUUUAAGAAAAUACCCAAUCUGUAUUUUAAAGCCGUUAAACUGUCACUAUGUCGUUAAAACGCUCACUACGUUGUGACAUUAUGUAAGACAGAUAAGCUGUGAAAAAUUCAGUCACCUCUGCUUCCUCCUUGUGGUCCUGCAGCCAUCUGCAGAAAUAACUUAAUGUUACAGGAAAUCUGUCCAUUUCUGGAGUUCUGGAGUGUAGGGAAAGAUGUAGUGCAGUAGAGAGCAUCCAGGAGGGACCUGUAAGGUGUGCUUGUUCAAGUUUUCAGUUUUCUCACAAGUCCCAUUCAAUUUUUGUCCUGGGUUCCAUUUACAUCCCUCUUCUCUUCAGCUCACUCAUGUUUUCUGUAGGAUGGAUUUCUGGGUAAUUUGAGUUUGGUGAGACAUUUGGCAAUAUGCUUUGGAUCAUUAUCCACUCACUUAUUUAAAAUAUUCUGGUCCUUCAAAAAGGUAGUUAAGCCAUUUUCUCCAAAGUCAGAAACUUUGCUAGAGAAACAGGCCCAUAGCAUCACAUAUCUUUUACUUCACUUGAAAUUUGGCACCUUUUCCCAAAUGUUUAUUUGUUUCAUGCCAGAUUCACAUGGGGUGUUUGUUGCUGAAAAAUCUGAUUCAUAGUAAAAUCUCAUCAAUGUACACAUUAAAUUGAUGAGUAAAAUAAAAAUGUACCCCCUCCCUCCACCCUAAAGCAUGCCUCCUGAUCAACCAGUGUUUUUCCCAUUUUGAAGAGUGGUUAAAAGUAAAAUCUGUGUCACACGAUUUUAGUUUUACUGGAGAAACAGGAAGUACUGGGAAUGGCUAUAAACUUAAAGAAUCAUUAAAGAAAUACCUCAAGAUGAGAUUAUUUUCCUGCAAAAAACAAUGCAUUUACCUAAAGGCCUUUCACAUUACAAGGAGGGCUCAUCAUUGUGGCGAAUUUAGCCUGUUCUUGAAACAAGCUAAUUUUUAAAGUCCCCCUCAAACAACAAGUGGUUCCUUUGAAAAAAAAAAAUGCUUCAAGUUAAGGCCAUUUGAAGAGGAUGAGCUUAGAGUAGCGGCAUGGGAGAGGGAACAACAGAGUGUGUGGACUAAUUAACUCAAAGUGUUGUAAGACAUGCUCCUUUCUCACCCGUGUUGUCACUCAGGGUGUGAGUGGCACUAAUGAGAGAAUUAUCUAGACUCAGAAGCUGGUAACGCAUUCAAAUGAACGCUGGCCGACCUGACCUGUAAGAUUGGCUUUUUAAUCUUACCACUUAAUACCAAUCAGACCUGAUUUCUCAUGUGCCCACCCUGGGAGAACCCCUUGCUCCAAGCGUCACUAUCCACUUGCUUCCCCGCCCCACUGUUGAUCUUAGGUGGUGUUAAUUGUCUUGGAUUACUUCAGGGCUUCUGUUGAUAAUGUGCAGAGAAUCUCAGGUGUGCAGGACGGGGCUUCUGAAGUCUAUGAAUGCUUCUAUGUGUGGUUCAAAGUCCCUUAUCAUGAAAACUCAGCUGAGGAUUAAGAAGGUUAAUAAGGUCACGGGGGCUGCAACAAAAGUCUGCGACGUACAAUAGUGUUUUGGAAUUGUUAAAUUAGCAUAAUCAUCAUCCGCUGGUGUUCAAACACAAGACCGACCUGCUGCACUCAGUCAGAGCCAUACAAACAAGCCGCAGGGGGUGGGUUGGGGGAAAAUUUGAUAAUUACCUGCUGGUAUCACUGAUUUAAGCAUUCAUACUCAACCAAAUAAGCCUGCGUUUCUAAUUGGAUCAAGGUAUUUUCAGUUUUGUUGUGAUGAUGUUUCUCAGCCAGACAGCACUGCACUAGUGGGAGACAUUAGCAGUAAAGCUUUUCACGUCUAAAGGCUGCACCUAUUUUCUUGUGUUUUGCCAAGUGCUUCAGGUAACAAAUAGCAGAUCAGCUCCAGUUCAAGGGAACGUAUGAAAUAAUAUGUGCAUUUUGGUGCCUUUUGGGAAGACUUUCAUUGUUGUAAACCCUCUGGUGUGCUUAGAAUGCUUAAUUCUAUCCCGAGAGCAAUAUUUGCCGUAUAAAUGCACAAAUGAAGCUUCUGAGGGUCAGUACCUCCAGGUCUGCAGCCUUCCACCACCUGUUCUCAAGAUUAAAGGACAUGUUUAGACUUGACUUUUUCAAACAGUUCAAAACUAUUCUGGAUUUGUUUGGAUGAGGCACAUAGCAAACAUACAACUAGGCUAUUUCUAAUUAGAAGGUGGGUUUGUGCUACAUUUUACCUAUUCAAAUAUGAAUUAAAUACUAUAUUCUGCAGCUGUGGUGAUAAUAAGAAGUAAUAACUAGUAGAUAAACGUAAAGGAGUGCAUAGCCAUGAAGUGCAAAUCAAACAAUACAUGGUUUUCAACAUUUGUGACAGUAGAAAAUCUGCAAAUUGUUGCAUGCAUUUGUAUUCAGCCCCCUUGGUUAGUACCUUGUAGAACCUCCUUUCAAUGCAUUUAAAGCUGCAAGCAUGUCUCUACCAACUUUGCAUAUAUAGAGACCAACAGUUAAAAUUUUUAAAGUCUUGCCACAAAUUCUCUAUUGGAUGCAGGCCUAGAAUUUAACACACAUGAAUAUGAUUUGAUCUAAACCAUUCCAUUGUAGCUCUGGCUACAAUGAAUGUUUGGGGUUUCUGUCUUGCUAGAAGGUAAACAUCCGCAACAGUUUUAUGUAUUUUUGCUGCCUCUAGUAGGUUUUCUUCCAGGAUUGCCCCGUAUUUAGCUCCAUCAUUAUUCCCAUCAACUCUGACUUCAUCCUCAUUCUUGCUGGAGAAAAGCAUGCCACGUCAGAGUGGGGAUAGUGUGUUUAGGGUAAUGUAACACGGUAGUUUUCCUCCACUCACAGGGUUUUAAAUGUAUGCCUAAAACAUUCACACUAGUUUCAUGUACUGAGAGCACUUUCCUCCUUCCUAAUUGUUGGCCAUGUCCUCUUCAUGACCUUUGACAAACUUUAACUGAAUUGUUUUGGGGGAACUGUUUCCAUUUGUGGAUGAUGAAUUGAGCCGUACUUUAUGAAAUAUUGUAAGCAUGGCAUAUUGCUUUGUGCCAAUUGCUUGCACUGGAUUGUAUUUAGAUAUCUGAAAACAAAUGCAUGCCACAGUUUUAGAAUCUCAUGUGUAAAGGAUUUUGAAAGCCAUAAUGUCAAUUUAUUUUCACUCUGCUUUGCGGUGGUCUGUCGCAUAUAAACCCAACAGAAUACGCUCCAGUUCGUGACUGUAAGGCAACAAAGAGUGAAAAAGCUCAAGAGGUGCGCAUAUUAUAGUUCUUGUGUGUGUCUUCAAUGUCAAAACAUUACAGGUGAAAAGUUUUGUUGCUUGUGUAGAGGCAGGUAUACAGCAUUCAGUUACAUGUUACCAGGGCAGGUGCGCUGCACGAAGCAUCUUUACAUCAGCUGUUUACAGCUACCUACACAGCAAACAACGAAGAGCUGCCAGAAUGUUGCAUCAUCUGUGCGUGUUUUGGAGGUGCAGCUUCUCUCUAGCACAGGCCCAUUGUCAUGCAGGCAUUCAGGUAACGGAUCCAGUCGUCACUCAAACGCCUGAUGGCUGCUCCUAUCUGGCCCGACGGUGACUGAUGACCGGAGUGGGAAAUGGAGGGGCGUGUGUGCCAAAAGCAGACGAGUGUGUUACACCAAAGAGGAAGAGAGGGAAGAAAGAUACCACCCUGACUGUGGGGUUGGUUAGCCGUGUUCACUGACCAUGGCUGUGAGCCACACUGGAGUCACUGAGCAUCACAAGGACAGCAGUCUUGACCUGAUGGAUCAGUUGUUACAUGAACAAGAUGACAAUAACACCAGAAUAGAAAUACUGCAUGUCAUAUUUCUGAGACAUAAAUCAGUGGCUUAGAAACUUUUCCAUCAAGAGAUGGAAGAACCAAAGUAAAGUAUAUCCCUGGUAUUCACCAGUCAUCUGCAAAGAACUAAGAUCUGUGAAUACUUGGGAGACCUUCUAAAAAUCCUUAUAACAGCCUAAUUUAAUAGUUCGAACAUCAAAUAAACCUUAAUAUGUAUUGGUAUGCAGAGUGGAAACCAUCUUGGCAGAAUCACAAAAGCUAACAUCUUUAGUUUUACUUAUCUUGGCCGUUGAGGUACAGCCAAUCAGCACCUGAAAAAAAAGGUGCUCUAGGAUUGGCUGCUUUAUCAACAUCAUGUCAAGGAAUAUUAUCCCGGAUAUUUCAAUUUCACACGCUCCAUUUUAUUUGAAUAUUUUAGAAAUGGCUUUCCGAAAACAAUCUGCAAAUGGGCAAAUUUUCUGUGAAUAAUUUGGAGUCAUGCUCCACAGGAAAAUAUACAAAUACUGAACUGCAAAUAGGCCGGGGUUCACUGCGUAUAAAAGUAUUGCUAAGUGUAUUAACAAUUCACCACUGCUAUAUAAAAUCAAUACUUGGAUGAUCAUAAGUCUAUCAUGUACUGGGUUGUCUUAUGACAAAACUCAACAAAAGAAAUUUGAUUAUUUUCAAGAAAGCACCCAACUGGUGAAAUGGGAACACACCGGUGAGAAGCAUGUAUUUAAUUAUGGGAGUGGUCUAAAUUCUUAAUUUUGAAAUGCCUCUGUAAAGUUAUAUAAUGUGUGUUCCAUGUUUUUAAGAAUCCGGCAAAAUAAGAUUGUAUAUGUACACUUGAA